Molecule: messenger RNA, 1657 nt
Organism: Oenanthe melanoleuca
Lineage: Eukaryota; Metazoa; Chordata; Aves; Passeriformes; Muscicapidae
Gene: MARCKSL1
Product: MARCKS like 1
Exons: 2
Coding region: 85-723 (212 amino acids)
Biological process (GO): central nervous system development; actin filament organization
Cellular component (GO): cytoplasm; plasma membrane
Molecular function (GO): calmodulin binding; actin filament binding
Source: RefSeq, a predicted model, not a curated record
UAUCAGCGGCCGGCGGGGGGCUCGCCCCACUCCCGCCCAGCGCAGCCGCCGCGGCGGGGCCGGCACCUCCCGAAGUGCCGCACCAUGGGCAGCCAGGGCUCCAAGGCGGCGGGCGGAGACCCCGACACCGCCAAGGCCAACGGGCAGGAGAACGGCCAUGUGAUCUACAACGGGGACACGACGCCCAAAGCGGGGGUCGAGGUGGCCCCCCAGAACGGGAACGGCUCGGCGGAACCCCCCAGGGAGGAGAGCGAGGGCGAAGCGGGCGGUGCGGACAGCAUCGAGCCCGCCCCGGCCGCCGCCGACAGCGGAGACCCCAAAAGCGAAGGGGCCGCGGCCGCUAAGGACGCCCCGAAGAAGAAGAAGAAGUUCUCGUUCAAGAAAUCCUUCAAGCUGAGCGGGAUCUCCUUUCGCAAGAACAAGAAAGAAGCCGGGGACUCCUCCGGCUCCUCGCCCAGCGAGGAGCAGGGCAGGAGCGAGGAGACCCCGCCGGGGGGGCUGCAGCCCUCGGCUCCCCCCGAGGAGGGAGCGGCGGAGGAGCCGAGCGGCGCCGGGGCUGAGCCCGGGGAUGGAGGAGAAGCCGCGGGGAGCCAGGAGGAGCAGCAGCAGGAGGAGGAGGAGAAACAGCAGCAGGGAGGGGAGAGCCAGGGAGACACAGCCAAACCCGAGGAAGCCUCGAAAGCCGCGGAGCCCACAACGAGCCCGGAGCAGAAGGAAGAGUAGAGGCCGCUCGGGCACCGUCCCCACCGGGGGGUGUCGCACCGCGCCCCCCGCCCCUCCCAGCCCUGCCCCGGUCGCCACGGACUCGCCCCGAUCGCCACGGACUCGCCCGCACCGCCCCGGCCCCCCAGGACUGACUGCACGCCCCGCACCCCCCCAGCCCCGCAGGCAUCGCUCGCCCCCAGCCCGCUAAAAAAGCUGGUUUGGAUUCCCACCGCCGCCACUUGGAGCAGUCUGAGCUGAAUUCCUUGGGAAAAAAAAAAUAAAAAAAUAAAAAUAACAGCAACGACAAUAAAUGAAAUAAAACUGGGGAGGAAGAUUUGUCCCGGACAUCACUGGAGUUUACAGUUUGUAAGAACCCGGAUCCCAAAUCCUGCUCUGGAUCUCUCCAACCUCCAGACUCUCCUCCCCGUCCCACUGACUGUUCAAUGGAAUUUUUGAUUUUUUUUUUUCCUCGGGUUUUGUUUGUUUUUUUGUUUUUUUUUUCUUUAUUUCUCAGUUUACAUUCCUGGUUCUGACUUUUCAUUUCAAGUAUUUCGUGCUUUUUAUAUAGAAAUCGAUGGUUUAAAAAGCUAAUCUGGUUAGUUUUUUAUAAUGUCUUCUAUUGGCUUAAAACCAUAAAGCUUGUAAGUCCGCUGUGUUUAAUUCUGCUUUAAGGGAUAACUUUUAGGGUGUGGGGUGGAGAGAGGGGGCCCUACCAGCUGUAUAAUGUGAAGCCAACCUUGUUUUGUUUUUUUCUUUUUUUUUUCUCUCUCUGUAAAUAAUUUUUUAAUGGCCAAAAAGAAACCAAAAAAAAAAAAAAAAAAAACACUUGGAUCGCAAUUUUCUAACUUGUAAAAAAAAAAAAAAAAAACCCCAAACCCAAGCAAACCACCCAACAAAAGCUGUAACAUUUGAAAGGAAUAAAUGGUGAGCCCUUUAUGGGAGAGCUGAGUAA